GUCCGUUUCUCUCUGCUAUUCGGCUUCGAUCUCUCUCUUCACUUUUUCAAUUGUCGUCUUUCUCUUCAGGCAUGCCAAUUGUGGCAUCGUGAUCUCAACAUCAACACCGAGUUGGUGUUGCAACUUGCCUCCAGCUUGGAGCCUUCGCUCCAUAAGCUACAAUGGACGAAAACCUAAAGAAAGAAUACGAGGCAAAGGCCCAGAAAGUUCGAACAGACCUCAAGCAAUGGGAGGCAGAAUGGGCAAAGACACAUGACGGCAAGAAGCCGGGGAGAGAAGACAUCAAGAACAACCCCGUCAUAGCCCAAAAGUACAAAGACUACAACAAGCUCCGCGAUAUUAUAGCCAGCAAGCUGGUCCCCCCUGCAGACACCUCGACGACGACGACGACGAAACAGAAGCACGAAAAGCGCAAGUCAGAAGCCGCGCCGGCAGGCACCCCCAUGAAGCGAGCGAAACACGCAGAGACUCCCUCGAAGCGAAUGGCGCCUCCAAGCGGCGGCGGCGGCGGCGACGUCGAGUACAUGAACAGCCCGGCCGUCUCCCGAAAACUAUUCAGCCCGACACCCAUAACGUCCAUCGGCCCAACGCCUCAGCGCGACGGCAAAGUCCUUGGCCUGUUCGACCUGCUGGUGGAGCGGGAGUUCAAAAGCCCGCUGAAGGGAGCCGCGAGGAGUAGUCGCCCUGCCGGUGCCCACGCGACGCCCAGCAAGCGCAGAGGCAGCCUGGCCGAAGACGCUGCGGCCAACCUCGGCCGUACGCCAAGCUCCGCGGGCAAACGAAAGCUCUUUUCAACCCCGAUGAAGAAGAGAGAUGGGCAGAACACGGCCGCAACGCCAUCCUCCGUGUCCAAGCUGCAGUUUGACACUCCCGCGUUUCUCAAGAGGCACUCUCUCCCGACGCUAGACGAAAACACCACGUUCGAUGCUCCGCCGCUGAGGUUACCGCGGAAGCCUCUUGUUCGCGGCUUGAGCGAGAUUGUUGCCAGUCUUCGAAAAGUCGAGGAAGAACAGCUGGACGAAGAUCUCGAAGCACUACGAGAGGUCGAAGCCGAAGCCGAGGCCGCAUCUGGAGGCCCACCGCCUCAGCAGCCACCCGGCACCAAGGUGCGAAACCCAGAGCCAAAGCAGGGCAUACUGGAGCCGGACAGCCAAGCAAAACAGCUGCCACUGGGAGGAUUCGACGACGAAGGCAUGUACGACAGCCCCACAGAAGAAGCUGUAGACCGCGACGGGCGGCCGAUGAGGAUAUUCAAGAAGAAGGGACAGAAGCGGACGACACGGCGCGUCAACAUGCGGCCGGUCCGAACCAAGAGGCCAACAAACCUAGCCGAAGAUCAUAAAAACGGAGAUGACGAUACUACCCCGGGCGACGAGGCCAGAGCGAAGAAGCCGCCCGCCAAGCCAGAAGGAGGAGUGGUGAAGAAGGCGGCCCGCAAGGUCAACCAGCUUGCGCACGCAAACUUCCACAGGCUGAAGCUGCGGAACCAUGGCGCAAAAGGGGGCCCGGGCCAUAACAGCCGGUUCCGAAGGAGGAGAUAG
This is a messenger RNA of Trichoderma reesei QM6a, 1541 nucleotides long. RefSeq lists its product as uncharacterized. Bases 162 to 1541 code for a protein of 459 amino acids. Gene Ontology annotation, cellular component: DNA replication preinitiation complex. Gene Ontology annotation, molecular function: DNA replication origin binding; single-stranded DNA binding. The record is from RefSeq and is a predicted model, not a curated record. NCBI's taxonomy places the organism in Eukaryota, Fungi, Ascomycota, Sordariomycetes, Hypocreales, Hypocreaceae. Gene Ontology annotation, biological process: DNA replication; mitotic DNA replication preinitiation complex assembly; double-strand break repair via break-induced replication. The transcript has 3 exons.